Molecule: messenger RNA, 3661 nt
Organism: Cucurbita moschata (crookneck pumpkin)
Lineage: Eukaryota; Viridiplantae; Streptophyta; Magnoliopsida; Cucurbitales; Cucurbitaceae
Product: cell division cycle 5-like protein
Exons: 4
Coding region: 262-3339 (1025 amino acids)
Biological process (GO): mRNA splicing, via spliceosome
Cellular component (GO): Prp19 complex; spliceosomal complex
Source: RefSeq, a predicted model, not a curated record
AUUUUCUUCGCCAAGUCCUACUUCGCCUCUUCUUCUCAUCUCACUCACUCACUCUGCGCCAUUUUGAGUCCCUUUCUAACGCCAUCUCUCUGUCGCCGCUCCUCCGGCGUUCAUCUCUACCUCUCUCUCUCUCCGCCGAUCUCCGGUUCGCCGUCGUUCGUCUUUCCCGCCGUGGCUUCUUCUUCGUCCGCCUUUCUCCUGCAAAACCCUAGCAUCCCCAGACCCUUAAGGUGAAGAGUGAAAAUCUUAAUCUAAGACAAAAUGAGGAUUAUGAUAAAAGGUGGUGUGUGGAAGAACACGGAAGAUGAGAUCCUUAAAGCUGCGGUUAUGAAAUAUGGGAAAAACCAGUGGGCUCGAAUCUCGUCGCUUCUUGUUCGGAAAUCUGCUAAGCAGUGUAAGGCUCGCUGGUAUGAGUGGCUUGACCCUUCCAUUAAAAAGACUGAGUGGACAAGAGAGGAGGAUGAGAAACUACUCCAUCUUGCUAAGCUCAUGCCAACCCAGUGGAGAACUAUUGCACCAAUUGUCGGGCGUACUCCAUCCCAGUGCCUUGAGCGCUAUGAGAAACUUCUUGAUGCUGCUUGUGUUAAGGAUGAGAAUUACGAACCAGGAGAUGACCCACGAAAAUUGCGCCCUGGAGAAAUUGACCCAAACCCAGAAUCAAAGCCUGCACGUCCAGAUCCUGUUGACAUGGAUGAAGAUGAAAAGGAAAUGCUUUCUGAAGCACGAGCAAGAUUAGCAAAUACUAGGGGAAAGAAGGCAAAAAGGAAAGCCAGAGAGAAACAACUUGAAGAGGCUAGGAGGCUUGCUUCGCUUCAAAAAAGGAGGGAGCUAAAAGCUGCUGGGAUUGAUACUCGACAUCGGAAGAGAAAGAGAAAAGGAAUAGAUUACAAUGCUGAAAUUCCUUUCGAGAAAAGGCCUCCUCCAGGAUUUUUUGAUGUUAGUGGGGAAGAUAGACCAGUGGAACAGCCCAAAUUUCCAGCAACAAUUGAAGAGCUUGAAGGCAAAAGAAGGAUUGAUGUAGAAGCUCAAUUAAGAAAGCAAGAUAUUGCAAAGAAUAAAAUUGCUCAGAGACAAGAUGCUCCAUCAGCUGUACUGCAAGCAAAUAAGCUGAAUGACCCAGAAAUGGUUAGGAAAAGAUCUAAACUUAUGCUUCCUGCACCUCAAAUUUCAGACCAUGAAUUGGAGGAAAUUGCAAAGAUGGGAUAUGCUGGUGAUCUUCUUGCUGGUAGUGAAGAGCUUGCCGAAGGAAGUGGUGCUACACGAGCUCUGCUUGCAAAUUAUGCCCAGACAUCACGACAAGGAAUGACACCUUUUCGAACUCCGCAGAGGACGCCGGCUGGGAAGGGUGAUGCUAUAAUGAUGGAGGCAGAAAACCUUGCUAGGCUGAGAGAAUCUCAGACUCCAUUAUUGGGAGGAGAGAAUCCAGAGCUGCAUCCUUCAGAUUUUUCAGGGGUCACCCCAAGGAAAAAGGAGAUUCAAACACCAAAUCCGAUGCUCACACCCUCAGCAACUCCUGGUGGUGUUGGUCUUACUCCUCGAAGUGGCAUGACACCAGCUAGGGAUGCUUACUCGUUUGGUAUGACUCCAAAAGGAACACCUAUUAGAGAUGAGUUACAUAUCAAUGAAGAUAUGGAUGCACAUGAUAGUGCAAAACUUGAGUCUCAAAGACAAGCUGAUUUGAGGAGGAAUCUUAGCCUAGGAUUAGGCAAUCUUCCACAGCCUAAGAAUGAGUACCAGGUAGUUAUGCAACCAAUUCCAGAAGACAAAGAAGAACCAGAGGAGACGAUUGAAGAGGAUAUGUCUGACAGGAUUGCUAGAGAACGAGCUGAGGAAGAAGCAAGGCAGCAGGCUUUGCUUCGGAAAAGAUCUAAAGUGCUACAGAGGGAGCUUCCUCGGCCUCCUACUGCUUCCUUGGAACUUAUUAGAAAUUCCUUGAUCGCUGAUGGAGACAAGAGUUCAUUUGUACCACCUACCCCUAUUGAGCAGGCUGAUGAAAUGGUAAGAAAGGAACUUCUUGCUUUGCUAGAGCAUGAUAAUGCGAAGUACCCGAUCGAUGAAAAGGUCAACAAGGAGAAGAAGAAAGGUUCCAAGCGCUCUGGAAAUAGACCUACUGCAGCCAUCCCCACAAUAGAUGAUUUUGAAGUAACUGAGAUGGAAGAGGCUGAUUAUUUGAUAAAUGAAGAGGCCCGGUAUUUGUGUGUUGCAAUGGGGCAUGAAAAAGAAUCCUUAGAUGAGUUUGUGGAAGCGCACAAAACCUGCUUGAAUGACCUUAUGUACUUCCCCACUAGAAAUGCUUAUGGACUUUCCAGUGUUGCUGGAAACCACGAGAAACUAGCCGCCUUGCAGGAUGAGUUUGAGUAUGUUAAAAUGAAAAUGGAUGACGAUACUGAGAAGGCUGUCCGGUUGGAGAAGAAGGUUAAAGUUCUCACACAUGGCUAUGAGACACGGUCAAAACAAAGCCUUUGGCCACAAAUUGAGGCAACGUUCAAGCAGAUAGACACUGCAGCAACAGAGCUGGAGUGCUUUGUGGCUCUUCAAAAGCAAGAGAUGUCAGCUGCUUCGCACAGGAUUAGUGGUAUCUCAGAGGAGGUUCAGAAACAAAAAGAGCUGGAGAGAACUCUGCAGCUACGUUAUGGUAAUCUUUUGGCGGACUUGGAAAAGAUCCAGAAAAUCAUGGAUGAUCGCAAGGCACUGGCACAAAAGGAGGAAGAAAUCGCAGCGGAGAGUCGCGCUCUUCAGUUGGCGGAGGCUGAGGCUAAUCAAUCGGUUGGAGAAAAAGCUGAUAAUAGUUAUGAAUCCAUGUCUGCAUCAGCAACAGUCAAUUGUGAAAACUCUAUGCCCGUUACCUCAGCCCCCAAUGAAUUAACGGGCGAGCAACUGAACUUGUCCGUGAGACAUGAACAUGGCACAUCUAAUGCCAUGGAUAUCGACGCAGAGAAAGAAAGUGCAGCGGUGAGCUCAGAUAUUGGCUUAACUGAUGACAAACUACCUUCUGCAGUGGAAGAGAAUGCAUCACUGCCUGACAAUGGCUUUGAAGAUUCUGAUAAAAGUCGAACCAUUGAUGCUCCUUCUCAAGAACUCUUGGGCCCUCAUGCAAAUGGCUCUCCAGACUCCAUUACCGUGGAAAAUAAGAUCAGCAAUGAUUCAGUUGAUCGAGAAGCUAUUCAAAAUGUUGAGUGUAGUACCAAUAAUGUGGAGGAAGUCGAAGAUGUUGAAACUCAGCAGCUUAACACUGAAGCUGAAAACUCAGAGUUUCAUUUGACUAAUCUUGAUUCUUCUGCUGCACCUGCAUCUUCUAAUGAGGAUGGCCCUCGUAACGAAGGGGAAGCAACGGAAUAGAACGUCUAGAUGAUGUAGAUGAUUCGGGUUGUGUCGGCUUGUUUUUCUGGUAGGAUAAGAGAGAGGAAGAGUUGUUGAUUUCAUGAAAUAGUGUUAUAAAUUCAAUGUGUAAGAAGAGAAGAGAAGAGAAGCUGGGAUUGUGACCGCCAUAGGGGUUGAGAUCUAAAUUCCCAUUGGAAAGCUGCUUGUUGACAGUGUAUUCUUUGAAGGCAGAGAUGAACUUUAAGAUGAUGCACAAGAUUUGUAUUCCUUUGUUUUUAUAGGAUUUUCUUUUAAGAAAUAUCUUAUGAAAGCUUCAUAUGCAAGAGGAGUUUUGAUGACA